Messenger RNA from Macrosiphum euphorbiae (potato aphid), 267 nucleotides. The record is from the annotation of a GenBank genome assembly. NCBI's taxonomy places the organism in Eukaryota, Metazoa, Arthropoda, Insecta, Hemiptera, Aphididae.
AUGCGCUCUCGUGCUACUACCAACCCACCAUUAUUGGUGUCGGUUGUUCGUGAUCGUACAUUAAUGGAACGGCAACAAGUACGUCAGGUUUAUGCCGAUUUACAACAGCGUAGGAAGAACGGAGAAAAUAAUAUAGUGGUCAGACAUUUCAACGGCGUUCCUUCCAUUGUCCAGGCAAAUAAGGAUUUUCAAUUAAACAAUACUACUCAUCGUCAUGUCACCCUUGCAAAAACUAACCAGCUUGAACCACCCAGGGACCUGUGGUGA